AGCGACCAACAAGCCCACAUUUCGGAACGAGAUGCAGCCACCGUCGCGACGCUCGUAAUCACAACGUACGUUGUUCGGUUUCCCGGCUUUUCCUUCUCCCAGUUUUUUUUGUUUGUCUUUAUUUUACCUCUUAAAUUUGGAAAGUGACGAAAAUGGGUGAAGAAGAAAUUCACUUGGAACUGGACGGUCCGUCGUUAGAAACUCAUUUGGUGACACUUUUCGAAAAAUUGGAGUCGAUGAGAAACCACGACGAACUGUCGGCUAUUAAUCGGUGCGCGAAAUAUCCAAUGCGAGUGGAAGUGAGAAGACUUGAAUUUUGGAAAUCAGUUUUUUGCGAGUGCGUGGCCUCUUUUGUGUACGUCUUGGUCGUUUGUGGAGCAGCCGCCGGUACCGGCGUUAGCCCGUCGAUGUCUUCAAUAUUAAUCAGUACAUCACUAUCUUCAGGAUUUGCUAUUGCAACUUUAACGCAAUGUUUUGGACACAUUUCAGGUGCACACAUAAAUCCGGCAGUUAGCAUUGCUCAAGGUUUUACAAAACGCAUAUCAAUGCUGAGGACUGCUCUUUUCGUUAUCGCACAGUGCGGAGGUGGAAUUGCCGGCGCUGGUUUCUUGUAUGGUGUGAAUAUUUCUGGGUAUCGUACAAAUUUAGAAACGGCAAUCUCACAUUCAACGAACGUUUCCGCUUGGGAACGUUUUGGAAUCGAGUUCAUCCUGACAUUUGUGGUCGUUUUAACAUAUUUCGUUUCAAUGGAUACCCACAGAAGAUGGACUACAUCAAGCAACAUAACAAUUGGAGCUGCUUACUCGGCAUGUAGCUUUGUUUCGAUACCAUAUUUGAAUCCAGCAAGAUCUUUGGGUCCAUCGUUUGUUUUAAGUAAAUGGGAUAAUCAUUGGGUGUAUUGGUUAGGUCCGGCGAUGGGUGGAGCAGCAUCCGGAUUAAUUUACGAAUAUCUGUUAAAUCCAAAACGUCAAAGAAAGACUAAAUCGGCCGAUGGUGAUACAUCGAGUAUGAAUUCAGAUGCUGAUACUUAUGAUGAUUUAGAAAAAACGAAUGGAAAUAAGUUAGGAUCAAAUUAUAAUUCUUAUAGACCACCUGGCGGAACGACUGCGAAUGCUUUAGCUGCUUAUUGUCCAAGCGUGGCAUCGACUAGUUUAUAUUCAGCACCUCCAACUAAAUUGGAACGUGUCGAUUCUUUAUACGGCAAUUCAAAAUCUUUGUAUUGUAAAUCUCCGCCUUUAACUCGAGCAAAUUUAAAUCGGUCGCAAUCGGUUUAUGCUAAAUCGAAUUCUUAUUUGAAUCGAGAAACAUUGCCUAGACCUGGACCGUUAGUUCCAGCACAAUCACUAUAUCCGAUUCGAUUAAAUCCGGGCGGUGGUAAUAAUCAACAAGCGGAAAACGCUCAAAAUCAACAACGAACUGAGGCUUACAAUAAUUCGAAUUCAAAUCGGGACCGAAACGAUGGCUAUAAUAGCAAUACGGUGGAAAGAAGAGAAUAUUAUAGAAACGGCAAUUACGAUUCGGUUCAGUAUGAUGAAAACGAGAAAAGGGCCCCUAGGUCAACCCGACCUGAAUCUUUAUACGGUAGUGUUAAUGGAAACCAAAGACGAGGUGGAGGCGGAGGUCAAUCGGCUCCUUCUGACGAUUCAAAUUAUGGUGGAGGAUCUUAUGGAGGAUUUAGUAAUAGAAAAACUAGCGGGACUUAUAAUGGAAGGACUGUUACGGGUGCUGAAGUUCGACAAUCACCUAAUUCUCAAUAUUAAGACUGGUUAUUAUUAUUUUUGUAUACAUAGCUUAGACUGUAAAAUUUAUUUUUUUUUGUAAAUACAUUAUUUC
Onthophagus taurus is the source of this 1833-nucleotide messenger RNA. RefSeq names its product MIP channel family protein big brain (gene bib). Gene Ontology annotation, cellular component: plasma membrane. Gene Ontology annotation, molecular function: water channel activity. Gene Ontology annotation, biological process: water transport; transmembrane transport. NCBI's taxonomy places the organism in Eukaryota, Metazoa, Arthropoda, Insecta, Coleoptera, Scarabaeidae. The record is from RefSeq and is a predicted model, not a curated record.